Anarrhichthys ocellatus (wolf-eel) is the source of this 4128-nucleotide messenger RNA. It is a transcript of the gene c2cd2l, whose product is annotated as c2cd2 like. Gene Ontology annotation, biological process: positive regulation of insulin secretion involved in cellular response to glucose stimulus. The record is from RefSeq and is a predicted model, not a curated record. Gene Ontology annotation, molecular function: phosphatidylinositol transfer activity; phosphatidylinositol binding. Bases 369 to 2471 code for a protein of 700 amino acids. Gene Ontology annotation, cellular component: cytoplasmic side of apical plasma membrane. NCBI's taxonomy places the organism in Eukaryota, Metazoa, Chordata, Actinopteri, Perciformes, Anarhichadidae. The transcript is spliced from 15 exons.
CUUUGUCGAAUCAUCAUUGACGAGCGGUUACAGAGGCAGGAGGGUACGACCAGCGGAGAAUUGAAACCCACUGAUAUCUGUAACGCACAAACCGAGAGGAGGAGGCUUUAUUCUGAAUCGAUAAAUGUCUGCAGAGGGACACCGGUCCAAACAUCGCUGAUGACUCGGAGAUGGGACAAACACAUUAGUUGUUGGAUGCAUAUCGCCAUGAAGCCAGCUUCACAUUUCCAAUGCAUUGCUUUCGAUUCCCUGCAGCCUGCAGCACGGACUGUUUAAGUUAAACGGCUACAGGGGGCUGAUCUGCUCUGACUGACAGUCCUGAUAUUUCCACCUGGACCUGGUGACAUGAGAGGCUCCAGGAGACGCUGAUGGAGCUGCAGGAGUUGGGCUGGCUGUGUCUGGUGGGUCUCUUUCUAACCUCCUUGCUCAUUGUGCUGGGAUGGCUGUGUCAGUACUUGCUGACCGUACUGCGUCUGUGGAGAUCCAGGAAGACAGCAGACAAGCAGGACAGGAAGGGACCAGCCGGGCAGCAGCUCCCCGUCACACAGCCCCACCAGAGCCUGGCUGGAGGUGUGUGGGGAUUCCUGCUGAAGCUCCGCUUAGGCCGGGAUGGAGGACCUAUGCCCGAGGCCGGGGUGAAAGGCCUGUUGACCUCUCUCUUCUCCUUUAAGUCCUUCAGGGAGCACUGGCAGCGGACCUGGGUCAAAGCUCUGAAUGAGCAAGCCUGCAGACACGGGAGCUCCAUCCAGAUCACUUUUGACAGCAGUCUCCAGUUAACUGCUGCCUCUGAAAUAGAUAGUGUGACCUGCACUGACAAAUCGGCACACCGAAUGGUUUUACACUGUAAAUGUUGGGUGGACACAGUGACGUUUCCUGUGACGGUCACUCAGCAGUCACCAGCUGCCAUUUCCAUGGAGACCUAUCAGAUCACUAUAGCACCAAUGGUGGCAAAGGUGGUGGUGUGUCUGGAGGAGGUGGAGGACGAGGGUCUGCUGAUGUCCUGGACUCUUUCCAAGCAGCCAUCAUUUACUCUGAGCGUGUCUCCAUGCAAGCUGCAGAGACAAGGCACUGAGGGGGGUGCAGACCUGGACACGAUUAAGGGGCUGGUAGAGGAUACUCUGUUCAGCACUCAGCCGGCCAUGGUCCUCAACCUCAAGACCUGUGCAUCCAGUCCUCUGGCUCCCAUGGACCAUCUAUCAGUGAGAUUGAACUCUGUUUCCCAGAGUGUCUUAGUGAAACGACUACUGCUCCGGCAGCUCAGGGCGACCUUAAGUAAAGGUCAGUGGUCUAGAUCGGGGGAGCUGUGCUGUGUCCUGAGCCUGAACCAACCCUCCACAGAGAGGUCAACAUGCUUCCUGCCUGCGCCCAGCAACCCCAACGCCCCGGUGGAAUGGAGUGAAGAAAUCACUCUAGAGCCGGGCCUAGAGACCAAAGAGCUGAGAGUAAGACUUCUGGAGCGGAACGGCAAAAGGGAACAAUUCCUGCCUGGCCACGCCUGCAUCGCCGUGGACCUCCGGUGCAAAGUUCCCACUGGACAGCAUACGCUGUCAAUAAGCCCCGGCCACGGCCUGGCACCCAACGCCACCGUCACAGCAGAGCUGCUGUAUGUGGAAACAGAGGAGGCCCGCAGUACCCACAAUGCUUUGCCGCUUCGUUCCUCACUCACCCCCACCAAGAAAGUCGAUGUGGACCGAACCAUCAUGCCAGACGGAACCAUAGUCACCACCAUCACGACCGUCCAGUCUCGACUGAAGCUGGACCGCAGUCCAGGUGAUUCCCCUUUGCGUUCGCCGUCCAAAGUGGAGGUGACUGAGAGGAAACCCACUAUCCUGUCAGAUGGCAGAAGCAGCACCAGCCCCAGCCCCAACCUCAGCAAGAGCAGCCGCCUCUCUAAUGGCCUGGAUCCUGUUGCAGAGACGGCCAUCCGGCAGCUGACAGAGUCCGCCUCCAAAGUAGCACGGAAGACGCCAACCAAGAGGAGCACGCUGAUCAUCUCGGGCGUGUCAAAGCAGGUUCCACUCUCAGAAGAUGACUGCGCCUUAUCCAGCGGCUAUGCGGCAGCCAUGGACGCAGCCAUGCAGGGCAACCAUUUCGGGGCGGGGCAUCACCAGGACCCAGAUGAAACCACACCCUCCGACGUGUCGGAGCGUCCGUCAGUGGACGAUGUGGAAUCAGAUACUGGUUCCACUGGUGCCUUGGAAACCCGCAGCCUCAAGGACCAUAAAGUGGGCUUACUACAGAGUGGGACGAAGCUGCUGUUCCGCAGAAGACAUCGAGAGAAGGAGUCCUGCCUCAGCCAAUCCCAUGAGGACAUCUCCAACAUGGGCAAUAACUUUGCUGCUGCCACCAACAUCAGCCGUAAAAAGUCUGCCAGCUUCUCCCGGCGUCUCAUCAAACGCUUCUCUUUCCGCUCAUCAGGCAAAUCGAAAGGCAAAGCUACGAACGGAGGAGCGAGUUCACUGGAUAACUGAUUAUCAUCGAGAGGGUCGGACAUGGGUUUUAAGGCCUCUGUUAUUACUGUCAGAAGAACAACUCAACCUUACAAGAGUCUUCGACAGGCUGAACACCGCAGGCGGGUUGUCACCUGUACAUUCCUCUGGGAGGGCUUUACUCUGGAGAGAAAUCAUUGCACCUUCAGGAGAGAGAAGUCCUUUUUAAUCACAUCACUGAAGUUAAAAUGUGAUGAUGAAAUCGGUUUCUUUCUAGUAGAAAUCUGCUGCUUGAGGAGAAGGUAAUAAUCACAAUGAAAUGUCUUGUGCCCCGUUUGAACACAAACUAUAGUCGGAGUGUUUGAUUGUGACAGAUGGUGGAAUCGCUCUUAAACUUAUUCAUGAUAAAAAGAUGCCAGUACGAUGCUAUUGGUUACACUUUGGACUGUUUUUGUAACAGCACAUGUACAAUUCCUCCGUUGUAUAACGGUAAUUUAUUAUUGUGUGGUUCUCAUGAAACAAGUGCUAUUUAUUUUACCCCCCAAAAAACAAGUCAUUAAGUUGCAUUGCACUGUAAAAUAGAGACAUUGCUGUGUGUUUUUCCAUGCAAAUGUAAUUUUAAACACAUACUUAAGUAAGUUGACAAAAAAUCUGUCUUAAUCUAGCAGUCCAUUCAUAAUUGCUAAUGUAUUGGUUUUAGAAUGUUGUUCAAUGUUGUAUCUUAGAUAAGAAGAAAAGUUAAUAUAUUUAUUGUACUUUUUAUUUUAUAAAAGUACUUUCUGUGGAAUAUCAUAAUGCAUUUCAGUUUGCUUUUGAAACUACAACCAGCCAGGAUCUCUCGCAGGCUCUUCAAGCCAGGCAAUGAGUUUAAACUUUUUUCUGUCAGUAAAAAAAAAAAAAAAAAACAGGUCUUGCUCUCCUUGUGGCCCCUGUUGACCCCAAUGAAGUUUAUCACAUUAUCCACACACAUUAUGGAGACUUCAGUUGAUGCACAUGUGGACAUUACAAUAUUGCAAUAACUAUCAUUAUUGUGCAGCAACACCAUAUUAUAUAGUGCGAAAUGCCUCGCAUGGGUAGCAGGCAAAAAUCGUUUUACAGGAAAUGCUGACAUGUGAUCCGCUCAUAAUCAUAAACUAAAUAUAGCAAAACCUAUUCUGUAUUAAUAUUCAGGAGCAUUACAUAAUGCAUUUCUCAUAGACUGUAUAUAAGAAGGCAUUUCUUUUAGAAUAUAUGUAGGUCUCAGCUCUGCAGUUUAAAUUGUAAAAAAAGGAACUUUGCGGUCUCUGAAGGUUUCAGAGAUGCUCUGCUGCUGACGCUGACGCAUUAGGAGCAACAAUUGUCAAAGUUUACGACAAGGUGCUGGGUGGAGUGGAUAUACUCAGGGCUAGAAAUGAAACUUCAACUAGCAGCUUGAGAUAUGAGGAAACCUGCUGUAUCAAAAAGUAUGUAAAAAUGUACACACACUUUUGUCCAUUUAAGUUUUGUCAGAGAAAAUCUAAAAUAUUUCUACUGACUUCAAAACAAUAAAAUUAAAUGAUUUUGAUAACGUUUCCAGGUUUAUUUGCAUCAAUAAAAGGAAAGCUAAUAAAAGGGAUCACAGAGGUGGAGCCUGCAAACGUUUAAGAUAUGUAUGAUUUCUGUUAUAUUUGAAAUGUUUAAUUUAUUGCAAAUAAAUUAUUUUUGGAGCAUCAGUAGAUUA